UAUGGUAUGAGCUAUCUAAACUAAAGUACUAGUUAGUGGUUACUAGUCAUUAGUUGCAUCUGCAUAUAUCUCCAAUCUCCAUGAACCAUGAUUAUUCCUGUUCCAGUUCCACCCUUGAAGCUUCUUCGACUUCAACCCCAUCUUCCAUAUUUUUCUAUUUCCCAAACUACCCCUCUCCCUCCACCUCAUUUUCUCUCUCCUUCCCUUCACAAAUCCACUCUUUUCCCCAGGUUCAAACCCACCUUCAAUUUCUUCAGAGUUUCAAAACCUGAAGCACCAAUUGCUACCAAUGAAGGUGGUGAAUACUCUUCCAAUGUUUUUUCACCGGAACUUGAAGACUUGUCCCCAAACGGUGUCGUUUAUAAGAAAACUCUGGCAUUGGUUGAGUGCUCCAUGUUUGCUGCGCUCACUGGCUUGGUCUACUUCUUGAGCAAUUCUCUCUCAAUUGAGAAUUACUUUGGUUGUGUCUUCUCGUUGCCAAUAGUAAUCUCCUCGAUGAGAUGGGGCAUUGCAGCAGGAAGGAAGACUAUGGUGGCAACAACUAUGCUAUUACUUGUCUUGUCUGGUCCAGUGAAAGCCUUAACCUAUCUGCUUAAACAUGGAAUAGUUGGGUUAACAAUGGGCACUUUGUGGAGGUUGGGAGCAAAUUGGACUGUUUCAAUUUUGUCGUGCACAACUGUUCGAGCAAUUGGUGCCGUGGGGUAUGUCUUGAUAUCUUCAUUUUUACUGAGGGAAAACAUACUUUCUUUGAUCACCAUUAACAUUCAUGCUUCUCUAACGUUCAUGUUCACUGCUUUGGGUGUUCAUACAAUUCCAUCAAUGAACAUGAUAUAUGCCAUUUUUACAACCUUGGUUUUAUUGAAUAGUGGAUGCUUCAUAUUCUUGCUCCACCUUUUGUAUUCAGUGUUCCUUACCAAGCUUGGGAUGAAGGCUUCAUUGAUAUUACCAAGAUGGAUAGAGAGGGCCAUAUAAUUGCCUCAUUGACUCAUUUUUAGCGUAUGUAAUACCAUGCACUAAAUGGCCGAUAGCCGUUUAACUCAAUUGGCACUUUUUGGUGUUUUCAACGGAGAUGCCAAAUGUUCAAACCCCUCUCCCUAUUUGGUUAGAAUUGGUAUAUGUAUUAAAGUCCAUGGUUCCGUCAUAUAUUCAAGUAAUUUGAAUUGAUAAAUAUAUUUGAUAUCUCAUUGCAAUUACUGUCA
Quercus robur (English oak) is the source of this 1199-nucleotide messenger RNA. RefSeq lists its product as uncharacterized. The transcript has 8 exons. Bases 88 to 972 code for a protein of 294 amino acids. Lineage: Eukaryota; Viridiplantae; Streptophyta; Magnoliopsida; Fagales; Fagaceae. The record is from RefSeq and is a predicted model, not a curated record.